Molecule: messenger RNA, 1208 nt
Organism: Pocillopora damicornis (cauliflower coral)
Lineage: Eukaryota; Metazoa; Cnidaria; Anthozoa; Scleractinia; Pocilloporidae
Product: dehydrogenase/reductase SDR family member 7
Molecular function (GO): oxidoreductase activity
Source: RefSeq, a predicted model, not a curated record
UCUACUUUAGGCAACAGUUGGUUAUUGCUUCGAUGGAAGUGUUGGGUUUCUUUGAAAUAAGUGUCGUUCUAUUUGUCGUUUUGCAUAUCUUGAGGAUUUACUUUGCUGAUUGCGAUGCAAUACUACAUUUCUACGAAAGAUUUGCAAAGCCACCGGAAAGAAGAUUACGAGGUAAAGUAAUUUGGAUCACUGGUGCAUCGAGUGGAAUCGGCGAACAUUUAGCGUACAAGCUAACUGAACUGGGCUGCAAACUGGUGCUAUCAGCGAGGAGAAAAGACGAAUUAGACAGAGUGAAAUCUUGCUGCAUAGGUUUGGCCCAAAAGCUUUUUCCAUUGACAUUUGAGGAAGAUUUUCUUGUCUUACCACUGGAUAUUACAAAUUUCUCCACUCAUGAAGACAGUGUAGCUAAAGCUCUUCACAGGUUUGGCAAGAUUGAUUUUUUAGUGAACAAUGCAGGAAUUUUGCAGAUGGGUUUAUCGAUGGAUUGUGAUUUUGAUGUAGUUUUCCCAGUACUGAACACAAAUGUACUGGGGACAAUCUCUCUCACCAAAGCUGUACUGCCUCACAUGGUUCGAAACAGGAAUGGUCAAAUUGUUGUAAUAAGUAGUGCCUCUGGGAAAAGUGCACCAGUCCCUUAUGUGGCGGCAUAUGCAGCCUCCAAACAUGCUCUUCAGGGUUAUUUCAACACUUUGCGUAUGGAAGUUUAUGAUAAAAAUGUUGGUGUCACAAUGAUCUGCCCUGGUGUAACGUACUCAAACCUCUUUCGAAAUGCAUAUCGAGAGAACUUGGAGACUCGUAGGGAUUUAGUCCUUCCUCCGACAACCAUGAAACCGGAACGAUGUGCGCACCUUAUUGUUAUUGCCAUGGCGAACUGUUUGGAUGAAGUGUGGAUCGCUAAACCAUCACGUCUGUUAGAGUUAUAUCUCGCACAAUAUCUGCCACUUGUCAGAGACUGGUGGAUACAGCGGGCUAACCGGAACCGGAAUGCUAACCUGACAGCGGCAUCUCGGACUAACUAGUCGAUACUAAACUCAAAUACUGCCAGCACUUUUUUUUCAAUUUAAAGUGCUAAGUUUGUGCUUUUAAUGGUGUAGACAUAUUGUAAAUAGUUGGCAAUAUGGCCUCAUAAAAUCACAAGCUUUAGCGUAAUGAAUCGAGAAGAAAAUGUAAGUUUCUUUUCUAUUAAAAAGGGUAAUUUUCUAAAGCAA